GGCACCCGAGGCAGCGGAUCGGCAGCGGAGGCGCGAGGGCGCAAGGGGCCCGCUGAGCCGCCCGCACCCAUGGUGCCCACCGCCUUCUGGGCCGCGCUGGCCGUCGGACUGCAGCUCUGGGACGCAGGGCGCGCCGUGCCCGCCAAGGCUGUGUUUAUCCCCUAUGUCCCGGAGCCCGGAAGCUCGUGCCGGCUGCAAGAAUACUACGACACAAAGGUCCAGAUGUGCUGCAGCAAGUGUCCACCAGGCUACCACGUACAUUCCUUAUGCAACAAGACCUCAGACACCGUGUGUGACUCCUGCGAGAGCAGCACAUACACCCGGCUCUGGAACUUGGUCCCCGCGUGCUUUAGCUGUAACUCCCGCUGCAGCUCUGACCAGUUGGAAACUCAAGCCUGCACAACAAAACAGAACCGCAUCUGCACCUGCAAGCCGGGCUGGUACUGCACCCUGGGAAGACAGGAGGGGUGCCGGCUGUGCGUGCCACUGCGCAAAUGUGGCCCUGGCUUCGGCGUGGCCAGACCGGGAACUGCAACAUCAAAUGUGGCGUGCGCUCCCUGUGCCCCAGGGACGUUCUCCAACACAAUGUCAUCCACGGACACUUGCAGGCCCCACCGGAUCUGUAGCUCGGUGGCCGUCCGUGGCACCUCAGAGAUGGAUGCAGUCUGCACGUCUGUGCUCCCCACCCUGAAAGGGACCCCGGGCCCAGCCCUCACAAGAUCCCAACACGUGGAGCCGACUCCAGGGCCCAGCACGGCUCCAAGCACCUCCGUCCGGCUCACGAUGGUCCCAGGUCCUCCAAGUUACCCAGUUGAAGGGCGCAACACAGCAAACAUCUCUUUUCCCAUUGGACUGAUUGUAGGUGUGACAGCAUUGGGUCUGCUAGUAAUAGUCCUGGUGAACUGUGUCAUCAUGACCCAGAAAAAAAAGAAGCCCUUCUGCCUGCACGGAGACGCCAAGGUGCCGCAUCUGCCAGCUGACAAGGCUCGAAGUGCCCCAGGCCUCGAGCAGCAGCACCUGCUGACCACGGCGCCAAGCUCCAGCAGCAGUUCCCUGGAGAGCUCGGCCAGCGCCACGGACAGGAGGGCGCCCUCCAGGCCCCAGCUGCAGGCGCCGGGCGUGGAGAAGGCCGGCGGGUCUGGGGAGGCCCCGGCCAGCUGCGGCAGCUCAGCAGAGGCAUCGUCUGGUGGCCACGGGACCCAGGUCAAUGUCACCUGCAUCGUCAACGUUUGCAGCAGCUCUGACCACAGCUCUCAAUGCCCCUCCCAGGCCAGCUCCACGAGGGACACAGACACCAGCCCCUCCGGCUCCCCGAAAGAUGAGCAGGUCCCCUUCUCCAAGGAGGAAUGCCCUUUCCAGUCCCAGCCGGGGGCUCCAGAGACUCUGCUGCAGAGCCCAGAGGAGAAGCCCCUGCCCCUCGGUGUGCCUGAUGCCGGGAUGAAGCCCAGCUAACCAGUCUGGCGUGGGCUGUGUCACAGCCAGGGUGGGACCAACCCCUGGUCUUUCUAGGCCCCUCCCCCGCAGGACUCUGACUCUUUCUGGGCCAAAUUCCUUUAGCGGCUUCCACGGCCUCAGCCUUCCUCUCACCUGCAGGCAGAACGAGGCAGGGAGAGUCAUGGUGUGUCCUGUCAUGGUGUGUGUCUCUCUUGAAAGGCUGGUGGACACGGAGGUGCUGGGCAGCCUGGGACAAAUCCCCUGCCUCUCUGAGAGCUGCCCCCUCCAGCCGGUCCUGCAUGCUUGGUUCCUGGAGCCCUUGUCAUUUUUGGUUUUUAUUUUUCUUUUAACCCCUGGGCUCUACCCGGCUCUGGCUUCCUGCUGGGGAGGAGGGAUGCUGCAUGCAUCAUCCUUGGAGAAGGGGCAGUGGGGAAAGAGCAGGGCUGUAGCCUGAAUGUGAGACUGCAGGAUGGUCCCAGUGGGGGUAGUAGGGGUGGGUGUCAUCAAUCAGAUGGUUCUGUGCAGGGAGCGGGUGGCAACCCCUGUAGGGGACAGGAGUCCCCCAGGUUAGCUCAGGACUUUUGGAAGCACCACCUCCAAAUCCACUCCUGCUAGCUCCAUCUUGUACCAUGGGGUGAAAACCAGAUUCCCAGAGCGCCCAGGCGGGCAGCCUGAAUGAGGGCUGUGACCUGGUUAAGAUGGCAAACCUCUAACCGGAAAUCUUCUAGUUUUAACAUGUGGCAAUUAAAAAAA
This is a messenger RNA of Balaenoptera musculus (blue whale), 2187 nucleotides long. It is a transcript of the gene TNFRSF1B, whose product is annotated as TNF receptor superfamily member 1B. The record is from RefSeq and is a predicted model, not a curated record. Gene Ontology annotation, cellular component: membrane. Bases 70 to 1452 code for a protein of 460 amino acids. Gene Ontology annotation, biological process: extrinsic apoptotic signaling pathway; inflammatory response; positive regulation of oligodendrocyte differentiation. The transcript has 10 exons. Gene Ontology annotation, molecular function: tumor necrosis factor receptor activity; tumor necrosis factor binding. Lineage: Eukaryota; Metazoa; Chordata; Mammalia; Artiodactyla; Balaenopteridae.